Centruroides sculpturatus (bark scorpion) is the source of this 694-nucleotide messenger RNA. Its product is annotated as tigger transposable element-derived protein 1-like. Gene Ontology annotation, cellular component: nucleus. Lineage: Eukaryota; Metazoa; Arthropoda; Arachnida; Scorpiones; Buthidae. The transcript has a single exon. Gene Ontology annotation, molecular function: DNA binding. The record is from RefSeq and is a predicted model, not a curated record. Bases 18 to 554 code for a protein of 178 amino acids.
ACAGUAUUAUCGCUGAGAUGAAAAUAAUGUUAAAAUUAUGGUGUGAUAAUCAAGUAAAUGUGAAAAAUUGUCCUGUUGAUCAGAACACGGUGUGUUCUCAAGCUAAGCUGAUUUUUGAGAGAUUGAAAGAGGAUGCUGGAGAGGUGGCUAAAGAUGAAGAGUUUAAAGCUAGUAACGGUUGGUUCAACCGAUUCAAAAGUCACUGUAAUUGGCAUAGCAUUGCAGAAAGUGGAGAGGCGGCAAGUGCUGAUAAAAAGGGUGCAUCUUACUAUCCAGAGAAAUUCAAAGCUAUGACAGAUGAAGGUGGCUAUACCAGCCAAACCAUAUUCAACAUAGAUGAGACUGGAUUGUUCUGGAAGAAGAUGCCUAAAAGAACUUUUAUCGUGCGUGAAGAGAAAACCUUUCCAGGUUUUAAGGCCGCCAAAGAUCGAUUGACGGUGAUGGUUGGUGCGAAUGCAGCUGGUGAUUGUAAGUUAAAACCUCUCUUAGUUUAUCACUCGGAAAAUCCAAGAGCAUUGAAAAAUGAUUCUAAAGCUGGCUUGCCUGUGAUUUGAAAGUCGAAUCGUAAGGCUUGGGUGAUAGCUUCCCUUUUUGAGGACUGGUUUGGUCAUCACUUCAAACCUGAAGUUGAACAUUAUUGCCAAUCUAAACAAAUUUCAUUUAAAGCAAUGCUAAUAAUCGACAACGCACCAGG